GGGCCCCGGCGAGCGAGAGCUAUGAUUGGCGGCCGAGGUCACGACCCGGAAGCGGAUCGGCCAUGUUGCCGGGUGCCCCCGGGAGCGGCGCCGGGCGGGAGGCGGCGGGGCCCGCCCGAGGGACGCGGCUGCCGUGAGGGGCCCGGAGCAUCUCCCUUCCCCCGCGGGCUCGCCCGGUCGCCCUUCUGCACACCGACCCCCAUGGCCGCCUGGUCCCGGGAGGCCGUCCUGAGCCUCUACCGGGCUUUGCUGCGCCAGGGCCGGGGGCUGCGCUACACCGACCGGGAUUUCUACCUCGCUUUCGUCCGCCGGGAGUUCCGCAAGAACCAGGGGCUGCAGCAGCUGGAGGACAAAGAAAGGCAGCUGGAAAAGGGACAAGCUUUCCUGCAGAGUAAACUCGGGGGCCUAGUUUAGAGAGACCCUAUAAAGCCUAUUGACCCCACUUGUUUCCCUCUCUUUUCCAAAAUCCAUUCAUCUACCUAGAGAGAUGAUUAACACGUCCUGUCCACCGCUGUCUUGAAGAAAAACAGAAGGUGCUUCUACAGGCACACCAGGAGGGCUCUCCUGUUCUCUUUACAAAUGCGUUAGGUCACAGGU
Molecule: messenger RNA, 597 nt
Organism: Columba livia (rock pigeon)
Lineage: Eukaryota; Metazoa; Chordata; Aves; Columbiformes; Columbidae
Product: mitochondrial ribosome and complex I assembly factor AltMIEF1
Exons: 2
Coding region: 22-414 (130 amino acids)
Source: RefSeq, a predicted model, not a curated record